Molecule: messenger RNA, 2326 nt
Organism: Nothobranchius furzeri (turquoise killifish)
Lineage: Eukaryota; Metazoa; Chordata; Actinopteri; Cyprinodontiformes; Nothobranchiidae
Source: RefSeq, a predicted model, not a curated record
CUUCUAAUAUAUGAGAUGGUGAUAGUCACCUCCUUUUAUCUGCUGUUGUACUUAGAUGUUUGUCUUAAAAAAACACGUGUUUACAGACAUCAACUAACAGAUGGGGUGUGGGUUGUGUUUCACCAGCUGGACAAUCCAGAUGAGCAGGCGGCUCAGAUCAGGAGAGAGCUGGAUGGACGGCUGCAGAUGGCGGAUCAGAUCACCCGGCUUGGUGGGAGGUUUCCCAAGUUUGUCUCCAAAGAAAUGGAGGCCAUGUACAUUGAGGAGCUUCGCUCUUCCGUCAACCUGCUGAUGGCAAACUUGGAGAGCAUGCCCGUGUCUAAAGGAGGAGAGUUCAAGCUGCAGAAGCUAAAGCGGGGCCACAACACCUCCAUUAUGGACAUGGGCCAGGAGGAUGAGAACAUGCUGUCCAAGUCUGAUGUUGUCCUGUCCUUCACCCUAGAGGUGGUAAUAUUGGAGGUACAGGGUCUGAGGUCCUUGGCUCCAAACAGAAUAGUUUACUGCACAAUGGAGGUGGAAGGAGGUCACAAACUUCAGACCGACCAAGCUGAAGCCUCCAAACCAAUGUGGGGGACCCAGGGAGACUUCACCACCACCCAAACAUUGCCUGCAGUUAAGGUGAAGUUGUUCACUGAGAGCACAGGUGUGUUGGCUCUGGAGGACAAGGAGCUCGGAAGGGUUGUACUUCACCCAACCCCCAACAGUCCAAAGCAGUGUGAGCUCCAUAAGAUGACCGUUUCUAAAGGCUGCUCAGAUGACCUGAAAAUCAAACUGGCCAUUCGCAUGGACAAGCCACAGAACAUGAAGCAUUGUGGGUACCUUUGGGCUAUUGGAAAAAAUGUGUGGAAAAGAUGGAAGAAGAGGUUCUUUGUGUUGGUUCAGGUGAGCCAGUACACCUUUGCCAUGUGCAGCUACAGAGAAAAGAAGGCUGAGCCUGUGGAGCUUCUUCAGUUGGAUGGCUACACUGUGGACUACACUGACCCUCAGCCAGGUUUGGAUGGCGGGAGGACUUUCUUCAAUGCUGUCAAAGAAGGAGACACCGUGAUCUUUGCCAGUGAUGAUGAACAGGACCGAAUCCUGUGGGUCCAGGCCAUGUACAGGGCCACUGGUCAGUCACACAAGCCAGUGCCUCCCACCCAGGUCCAAAAGCUCAACUCCAGAGGGAGCACCGCCCCACAGCUGGAUGCACCCAUAUCCCAGUUCUGUAAGUGUUCAGGCCUCAGGCCUGCUGUUGGUGAGACCAGUCGUAUCGGUUUCAACGGUUCUAAAUAUGAAAACCUGAAGGGUACCUUCAUGUUUUGGAUCAUCUAAAACAAUCUGAGAACUGACAUUUUCUCAUGAGGGUCAUGUCCCCGUCUCCUUUUGUAGUCUUCCUAUCAUGCUUGAUGAUGAUUCUACCAGCCUGGGUGUUCUCACCCUGUGCACUGUUAUUCUUGGUGUGCUGCCUUUGUCCCAUGCCUUUGGCUUUGCUGUGUGUCUUUAUGUUUCUCUGUUCCUCCUUUUUUCUUUCUCUGUGUAAACUUUGACCCUACUCUGCUGUAGCUGGAUUAAAGGGUAAGUGCUCUGCUCACCUCUCUUUUUCCCAUUAGUCUACCACUCCCUCUGUGUGAAAUUUGUGUUUGACAAACAACUAAAUUACUAAGAAAACAUGAUAAAUAAAUGAUAUGACCUGCACAGCUGCCCUGGGGCACGCUGACAGAGCGGGGCCCGCUGGGCGCUGGCGUCGCCGGCCCCUCCGGCCACCACCAGCAGGGAGGGUGGGUUAAGGGUCUUGUCCAAGGACACCACAGCAGAGUUCUCUGUUCAGAGCUGGGAUCAAACUUGCAACCUUCUGAUUACUGGACAACCCCCUCUGCCUCUUGGCCCCCCCCCCCCCCCCCAAGGAAUGUACUGGACUCAAGUGAUUACAGGCACAACAGCUCUUUAAGAGCUACUUCACACCUCAGACAUCUGACCUGCAGGCCGUGGUUGCAUCUCAUCACCGGUGAACCUGAACUCAAAGGGAGCUACUACUCUUUGAGACUCGUGAUCUCAACAUCCGAUGAAUCACCACUCAGGCCGCCCCUCCUCCGGACCACCGGGAGCGACUUAUACCAAAGGCUAUUGUAGGCUGCACACUGGCGUCGGAUGGUUUUACAAACAGAUCUGUCGUGUAACAAACAAAUAGCCAAAUUUAUUUUACAACCCAGACUCCACAAAAUCUCUCAGAGGCUUAAGAAAGGUUCUACUAAACCAUCUAGCUUCCUUUUAUCCAUCACAUGAACUCACUUCAUAGCCAUCAUCAUUCAUAUCUUGUCUUGUAUAAUUAUUAGUUUAGGGAAAAAAU